AUGCCUCCUCCUCCUCCUCCUCCUCUGCCACCAUCCUUCAAUGCUGCUGUUCCUGCCUCUGGUCCAGCACCACCCGUCGUUGCCAACAAAGGUCCAGCUGGAGCCUUGUUGGUUGAGCUGAUUGUAUAUAACGGCUCUCCUUUCAAGGACCAUUGGGCAUACUUUGUACAAUCAAGCUUUCACCCUUCCAUUGGCGUCAUUAUCCACGCGACUGGUGAUGUCAGGAACGGCUUCAGGUUCGAGGUCAAAAGGAACUAUGAUUUCGCGGUUACUUCCACUAUACCUACAUCCAGGAUUCCGCUGCAGUGGAUUGACGGCAAGUUCCUGAACGAAAGGGCUAUGCUUAACACCGGCGUCUACAAGGCUGAUAACGUUCCUGUUUGCCCCUUUGAGAAAAGUGUACACAAGGUCAAGGCACCUGAAAAGUCACUGAACGCUGCCAGACAGAGUGGUGUCCCUCAAAAGAGGGUUGUGCAGAGGAAUUGCCAGACAUGGAUCGUUGAGUCCGCCGAUCAACUGGUCGCAGAUCGUAUUCUCAGUCCAGAGGUUGCCGCUUAUCUGCAUGCAGUCAAGCAGUAA
Molecule: messenger RNA, 579 nt
Organism: Ilyonectria robusta
Lineage: Eukaryota; Fungi; Ascomycota; Sordariomycetes; Hypocreales; Nectriaceae
Exons: 2
Coding region: 1-579 (192 amino acids)
Source: RefSeq, a predicted model, not a curated record